This is a messenger RNA of Girardinichthys multiradiatus, 3789 nucleotides long. RefSeq names its product ANTXR cell adhesion molecule 1d (gene antxr1d). Gene Ontology annotation, cellular component: membrane. NCBI's taxonomy places the organism in Eukaryota, Metazoa, Chordata, Actinopteri, Cyprinodontiformes, Goodeidae. The transcript is spliced from 17 exons. The record is from RefSeq and is a predicted model, not a curated record. Gene Ontology annotation, molecular function: signaling receptor activity. The coding region runs from base 197 to 2014 and encodes 605 amino acids.
UAUGGGUUUUUUUCCCCCUUAAGCCGAAAGAAAAGACGUGAAGAGCCCGUCUUGAGCUGAGCAACACUCCUCCUGGCUGACUCCUCCUAGAAAGCACAAAAAGCAACAGUCUGUUUGGAAACAGACAAUAAAAGGGAAAUGUGAAGAUCCUGAAUGGUUGCAGUGUUGGAGAAGUGAAGCCCUAUAACCUGGAAAGAUGGCGUGGACACAGGCUCGCUUGUUGCUCCCCGCCUUUGCUUUGCUUGGAUUUUUCCUCCUCUGUGUCCCGGUGGAAGGAGAGCUGCAGGGAGAGCAACAGGAGGAGGAGACAAUGUCCUGUCAGGGAGCGUUUGACCUCUACUUUGUUCUGGACAAAUCUGGCAGCGUGAAGCAUCACUGGAAUGAGAUUUACUCCUUUGUGAAGCAGCUGGCAGAGAAGUUUAUCAGCCCCAUGCUGAGGAUGUCCUUCAUCGUCUUCUCCACACAAGGAAAAAUUAUUAUGAAGCUGACAGAGAACAGGGAGGCCAUAACCGAAGGCUUAAGGGCUCUGAACAAUGUUAUUCCUGGAGGAGACACAUACAUGAACCUAGGCCUGCAGAUGGCUAAUGCACAGAUUCGCCAAGAAAACCAGGGUAAGCUCCAUCUGAAAUGCUCCAUCUUUUUUCCCCCAAUGAAAUCUAAUAGCAAAAUAAAGCAAAUAUAUUUUGUGUUCCCUGUAGGGACUGCCAGCGUUAUUAUCGCUCUGACAGAUGGAGAACUGAAUGAGUGGCAGUUCGACACAGCACAGCAAGAGGCACAAAUAGCCAGGUCAUUGGGAGCCAUUGUCUAUUGUGUAGGAGUCAAAGACUUCAACCAGACCCAGCUUGCAACUAUUGCAGAUACCAUGGAACAUGUGUUUCCAGUAACGGGAGGCUUCCAAGCCCUCAGAGGAAUCAUUGACUCGAUCAUCAAGAAGUCUUGCAUUGAGAUUUUGGCAGCCGAGCCAUCCAGCGUGUGUGCGGGAGAGAGGUUCCAAGUGGUCAUUAGAGGCAAUGGUUUUCUCCAUGCAAGAAACAUCAAUCAGGUCCUCUGCAGCUUCAAACUUAAUGAUACGCACACUGUGGAUGAAAGACCCACUGGAAUAGAGGAUACGUUCCUGCUUUGUCCUGCUCCUGUCAUAGAAGAAGUGGGGAGGGAGAUCUACCUGCAGGUGAGCAUGAACGAAGGCCUCUCCUACAUCACCAGCUCUGUUCACAUCAGUACUACUGAAUGUUUUGAUGGCACCAUCGUGCUGAUUUCGCUGCUGGUUGUGUUCCUGCUCUUGGCUCUGCUGCUGAUGUGGUGGUUCUGGCCUCUCUGCUGCACUGUGGUAAUCAAAGAACCUCCACCUCCCCCGCCUCCAGAGCCAGAUUCAGAUGAGGAUGAUGGGAUGCCUAAGAAGAGGUGGCCUACAGUGGACGCUUCAUACUAUGGUGGAAGAGGAGUGGGUGGCAUCAAACGUAUGGAGGUACGAUGGGGGGAAAAAGGAUCGACCGAGGAAGGCGCCAAACUGGACAAGCCAAAAAAUGCAAUCGUGAAGAUGCCGGAGCAGGAGUUUGAACCUUACGAGCCCAAGCCUCGAAAACCACCACGCCGUCCCCCACAGCAGAAGAAGUGGUACUCACCCAUUAAGGGGAAACUAGAUGCACUGUGGGCUCUGUUCAGAAGAGGUUAUGAUCAAGUAUCUCUAAUGAGACCACAGGCUGGAGAUCAGGGUCGCUGUAUUAGUUUUCAGCGGGUCAGAGAUGAUGAUUACCGGGCUCCUCCCCGAAUGCCUCACUCAGCUGCCCUGCCUCCUUCUCCUCCUCCGCCAGCUGAGGAGCGACCUUUAGUCUCCAACUCUGUCCCACGUACAAAGCCUCCAUCAAGAGGACCCCGCACUGCUCCGUCCACGCUCACAGCACCUCCCUGCCGCGCACCCCCUCCCGUGACACGACUCGCGCCAGGCCCACCCCCAGCCCGUGCACCCCCAGGGCCUCUCGGACCCCCACCAACCCGGCCUCCGCCGAGGCUGUAAAGAUGAGGAGAACGGAUGCGAAUACGGUGCAUUGCAAAAGUACUAUUACCGCUUGAACCUUUUCUUUUUAUCACGUUACAACUAGAAACUUAAAUGUAUUUUAGCGGGAUUUUAUGUGACAGACCAACUCUAUGUAACGCAUAAUUGUGAGGUGGGGAAAAAUGUUACCCGAAUUUCCAGUGUUUUACAGAUUAAAAAUCUGAAAAAGGUUUACAUGCAUUUGUAUUCAGCCUCUCACGAGUUUAUAAUCUGUAGCGCCACCAUUUGCUGAAAUUACAGUUGCAAGUCUUUUGGGGGACAAAUAUAAUAGCUGUCCAGAUCUCGAGUCUGAAAUUGUUGCCCAGGCAUAGUUCAAGCUCAAGCUUGAUAGAAUCUGUUGACAAUCACUUUUCUGUCUGGAAGGUGAAGCUCGGCAGAAUGCUACCACCACUAUGUUUUAUGGUGAGAAUGGUGUGUUUAAGGUGUCCAUGGGGAGGUUCUACCUCAGCCCCAGUUCCAAGCUUGUUCCAGGUUUUCCUCCAGUACUGCCCUGUAUAUAGCCCAAUUAAUAUUCCCAUCAACAUGUGAAGUAUUAGCGAUCCUCUACAUAAAGUUUCCGUAAGCUCUAUUUUGGUUUCAUGUGGCCAGAGGACCUUCUUCCACAUUUGCAGUGGACUCUACAUGACAGGUGGCUGGAAACCGGACUUGUUAUAUAUUUUUUUUGGCCGAUGGAUUGAACGGUGCUCUGAGAUGUUCAAAGCUUGGGAUUUUGUUUUAUAACCAAACCUUGCUUUAAACUUCUCCACAAAGUUCUCUAGAAAGCCUCAGAGGCCAUCACAGACCAAAUACUAAUUACGCGACUUCCGAGGGCAAUUAGUGGCACUGGAUUUCAUUUAGGAGUAUCAGACCAAAGAGGGCCGAAUGCACAACAAAAAGUUCAGAUUUUCCACAGUUGUGCAAUACUUAUAAAAUGCUAAUAAAGUGCAAUAAAGUGUGUUGUUGUAACGUUACAAAAUGUUCGAAGUUCAAAGGCUGUUCUUACUUUUGUAAGUGACUCUCAUGUCUACUGUUAACUCACACGCCAAAGUGAAAAAAACUUCCAGGCCAGAAGCUCAGAUGUUUUUGAGCUCUGUGUCUUGUUGCUGGACAGCAAAGUACAUCAAUCUGAUGUCAAAACCUUACAAAAAAAUCAAACAACCACGGAUUCAAUUGUGACUGUUUGUACAGUAGCAUUAUAGUGUAGGUGGGGAGGGUGUUAUCAAACUUUAGAGAUGUUGAAAGUGAGCUAGUGACAGCUGCCAUCUGAAAGUAAACAGAUCUGCAGCACAAUAAUGAGAAGGUGGUGUAAAAUACAGCAUGUAGUCAAAGGUGGUAGCAGAGUCAGUUAUGUUGGCUUUUUUAAUUAACAAUUCAUGCAUUUUUAUACUUUUUCAAACCAAAAAAACCUUUACUUCAACCUACUUAAAAUGUAGUUUUAAUGUUCAACAUCCUUAUUGCAACUGCAGGGCAGUUUCUCAGUAUGUUAUUUAUUGUAAUACAGGCCCUCUUUCCUUUAGCGUCUUAUAGGUUUGUAGGUUUUUAAAUCAUUGUGGGGUGGGGUGCACCAUGGCAGAUAUUAGUGAGCUUUAUGGCACGGCGUCUGAUGUGCUCGUUUGAAUACCUUCAAGUAAAAGAUUGUAUCGAAAAACGCUUAUCUUCAGGGCUCUUUGUAUUCUGCAUUUACUGACUGAAAUGAUCAUUUGCAUUAUUUCUUCAAUAUUAACACGUCUGACUUCAAUAAAGACAUUUCUUUUCUA